Molecule: messenger RNA, 5924 nt
Organism: Nannospalax galili (Upper Galilee mountains blind mole rat)
Lineage: Eukaryota; Metazoa; Chordata; Mammalia; Rodentia; Spalacidae
Gene: Xylt1
Product: xylosyltransferase 1
Exons: 12
Coding region: 315-3191 (958 amino acids)
Biological process (GO): chondroitin sulfate proteoglycan biosynthetic process; heparan sulfate proteoglycan biosynthetic process
Cellular component (GO): membrane
Molecular function (GO): protein xylosyltransferase activity
Source: RefSeq, a predicted model, not a curated record
CGGGUCCCCGUGCGCCGCGCCCCCUCCGCGGCCUCCCCGUGCCUCCUCCCGCCUUCCCCUCCUCCUGGUGACGUCCGGGUCCCUGCCCGUCUGAAAACUCCGCGCCGCGGCGGUGGAGGCGGCGGCGGCGGCAGAGGCAGAGGAGGAGGAGGAGAGGGAGGAGGAGGAGGAGGAGGAGCAGCGGCAGGAGGAGGAGCAGCAGGAGGAGGAGGAGCAGCGGCCAGCCCAGGCGGCGGGCCCGAGCGUGGAGCCCCCGGGAUCGAGCGUGCACCGGGGUGUCCCCGCGCCCCGCUCGCCCCGGGCCGCCUCGGAAGAUGGUGGCGGCGCCGUGCGCCCGGAGGCUGGCGCGGCGCUCGCACUCGGCGCUGUUGGCUGCGCUCACCGUGCUGCUGCUGCAGACGCUGGUCGUGUGGAAUUUCAGCAGCCUGGACUCCGGGGCCGGCGAGCGGCGGCGCGCGGGGGCAGUGGCCGGAGCAGCCGAGCAGCCGCGACAGCAGCCGGCUGCCCCGCGCCGGGAGCGCCGGGACCUGCCCGCCCAGUCGCCCCCAGCCCGCGGAGCACCCGGAGGCGGCGGCGGCGGCCGAGCAGGCGGUGGAGGAGCGCGGGGAGGCGGCCCCGGAGAAGCCCGCGCGCAGCAGUCAGCCAGCCGUGGGGCACUGGCCGCCCAGGAGAGGGAUCCAUAUCCAAGUCCUCUGAUCACCUUGGAGACCCAGGAUGGCUACUUCUCUCAUAGGCCCAAAGAAAAAGUUCGAACCGACAGCAACAACGAGAACUCUGUCCCCAAAGACUUUGAGAAUGUUGACAACAGCAACUUUGCCCCCAGGACCCAGAAGCAGAAGCACCCACCAGAGCUGGCAAAGAAGACCCCCAGCAGGCAGAAGGAGCGUUUGCAGCGAAAGCUGGACUCCCAGGACAAAGGCCAGGGACAGUCAGUCCUGGGGAAAGGCCCCAAGGAGGUGCCGCCUCCCAGGGACAGAGCUGCAGGCAACAGCAGCCGAGGAAAGGAUGCCUCCAGGCAUGCCCAUAGGAAGAGUGGUGGUGGUGGGUCCCCCGAGACCAAGUCUGACCAGCCUCCUAAAUGUGACAUCUCUGGCAAGGAGGCCAUCUCAGCCCUCACUCGAGCAAAAUCCAAGCAUUGUCGUCAGGAGAUCGGGGAGACAUACUGUCGUCACAAGCUGGGGCUGCUGAUGCCCGAGAAGGUGGCUCGGUUCUGCCCCCUGGAGGGUAAAGCCAACAAGAAUGUCCAGUGGGAUGAGGACUCUGUGGAACACGUGCCAGCCAACCCAGUCAGAAUCGCCUUCGUCCUGGUGGUCCACGGCCGGGCCUCUCGCCAGCUACAGCGCAUGUUCAAGGCCAUCUACCACAAGGACCACUUCUACUACAUCCAUGUGGAUAAGCGCUCCAAUUACCUGCAUCGGCAAGUGGUCCAGUUCGCCAGGCAAUACGACAAUGUCCGUGUCACCCCCUGGAGGAUGGCCACGAUCUGGGGGGGAGCCAGCCUCUUGUCCACCUAUCUGCAGAGCAUGCGGGAUCUCCUGGAGAUGACUGACUGGUCCUGGGACUUCUUCAUCAACCUUAGCGCUGCUGACUACCCCAUCAGGACCAAUGACCAGCUGGUGGCAUUUCUCUCGCGAUACCGAGAUAUGAAUUUCUUGAAGUCACACGGCCGGGACAAUGCAAGGUUCAUCCGGAAACAAGGCCUGGAUCGACUUUUCUUGGAGUGUGAUGCACACAUGUGGCGCCUGGGAGAUCGGCAAAUCCCAGAGGGCAUUGCUGUGGAUGGUGGCUCUGAUUGGUUCCUGCUAAACCGGAAGUUUGUGGAAUAUGUGACGUUUUCCACAGAUGAUCUUGUGACCAAGAUGAAACAGUUCUACUCCUAUACCCUCCUUCCUGCUGAGUCCUUUUUCCACACGGUCCUGGAGAACAGCCCCUACUGUGACACCAUGGUGGAUAACAACCUACGCAUCACCAACUGGAACCGCAAGUUGGGCUGCAAGUGCCAGUACAAGCACAUUGUGGACUGGUGUGGCUGCUCUCCCAACGACUUCAAACCUCAGGACUUCCAUCGCUUCCAGCAGACAGCCCGGCCCACCUUCUUCGCCCGCAAAUUUGAAGCCGUGGUGAACCAGGAAAUCAUUGGGCAGCUGGAUUACUACCUGUAUGGGAACUACCCAGCGGGUACUCCAGGCCUGCGCUCCUACUGGGAGAAUGUCUAUGAUGAGCCUGACGGCAUCCACAGCCUCAGCGAUGUGGUGCUCACCCUGUACCACUCCUUCACCCGCCUGGGACUGCGCCGGGCUGAGUCCUCACUGCACACCGAAGGGGAGAACAGCUGCAGGUACUACCCAAUGGGCCACCCAGCAUCUGUCCACCUCUACUUCCUCGCUGACCGCUUCCAGGGCUUUCUGAUCAAGCAUCAUGUGACCAACCUUGCUGUGAGCAAACUCGAGACCCUGGAGACGUGGGUGAUGCCGAAGAAAGUCUUCAAGAUUGCAAGUCCCCCCAGCGACUUUGGGAGACUUCAGUUUUCUGAGGUUGGCACUGACUGGGAUGCAAAGGAACGGCUGUUCCGCAACUUCGGGGGUCUCCUGGGGCCUAUGGAUGAGCCUGUGGGAAUGCAGAAAUGGGGGAAGGGACCCAACGUCACUGUGACUGUCAUCUGGGUAGAUCCUGUUAAUGUCAUCGCAGCCACCUAUGACAUCCUGAUCGAGUCCACUGCAGAGUUUACACACUACAAACCCCCUCUGAACCUGCCUCUGAGGCCUGGGGUCUGGACAGUAAAAAUUCUCCACCACUGGGUGUUGGUUGCAGAGACCAAAUUCCUUGUUGCACCUCUGACCUUCUCCAACAGGCAGCCCAUCAAGCCGGAUGAGGCAUUGAAGCUGCACAGCGGGCCUUUCCGCAGUGCCUACAUGGAGCAGAGUUUCCAGAGUCUGAACCCUGUCCUCAGCCUGCCCAUUAACCCAGCCCAGGUGGAACAGGCUCGGAGGAAUGCAGCCUCCACCGGCACAGCCCUAGAGACCUGGCUGGACUCGCUGGUGAGCGGGACCUGGACCGCGAUGGACAUCUGUACUGUGGGCCCCACCUCCUGCCCAGUCAUGCAGACCUGCAGCCAGACAGCCUGGAGCUCCUUUAGCCCUGACCCCAAGUCAGAGCUAGGUGCAGUCAAACCUGAUGGCCGGCUCAGGUAGCACCGGCCGUGUGGGACUGAUGGAGCCUGAACCCGGCCUCUGAACUUGGGGGAGGGUCUUUUGUGCACAGAGCUCUGCUAGCUGUAGAAUGAUGGAGAAAAAGGGGUUGGAGGCCAGAACAGGGUAGCCUGUUUGGCAGGCUGGCCUCUCCUAGAACCACAGUGGUCUCUCCUCUUCCGGUUGCUCCUCAGGUCCUGCAGGUUCCUGUCUUCCCCUCCACUGACCUGCACCUGUCCCCUGAAAAGUGAGUUUCAAAAUUUUAUUUUGAGCAGCAGAACUUUGUUUACUCAGCACAGUCGUGGGUGGAAGUUCAAGGUGAGGGUGAAAUUCAGGCUGCUCUGGUUGAAGCUGAGGAGUGUGAGGUUCCUUCUCGAAGCUCAGCCCACCAGGUGAUCCCUUUGCCAAGGGCAUUUCCUAAGGUACCUCUUCUGAACCUAAGGGCUCUGCAUAAGCAGUUUGACAAGCACUGCCUGGACCAAGGCGGGCACUCCAGGGAGACCCUCUCCUUAUGUUUAUCUCUUGGUCCCUUUGGCUGGGAAACCCUGUGUCCAUGCUAAAAAGCUACUGAAGGUCAUGAACAUGGGCCUUUCCCAGAGAGGCAUCAGACUUGGAAGAGUUCUAAGCUUCCCACUGGCCUAUCUUGGGUUGAGCUGAUCUCCCUGAAAACCUAAGGUUCAGGAAAACCUUUUGAUGUGACGUGGCCAAGGUCUACCUGGCCACAUGACUGCCAACUUUCCAUCAGUCUAGUCUACCCUCUGCCAAGGCUGUCACAUGGGGUACUAGGAACAGGGCGAGGCUUCUAGAGCCUGAGCAUCAGGUCUCCUGGCUGUCCCUGAGCUGGGAAGCUGAGACUGUGGCCUCUUUGGUACUUGAAAAUUGGAACAUUGGUGACCCUGGCUCUAAAACACACAAAAGAUUGCUUAGAGCAAAACUCCCAAGCUGGACAGCAGCACAGCAACAUCCCUUCUGGUCUGAGAUCAGGCAUCCCAAACCUUUGUGAACUGCACAUUUGGUGCUGUUGGCAGUGACCAGACUUCACAGACCAGACUUCUCCUGCCCAGGAACAAGCAUUUCAGAUUGGGUUUUUAAUUUCACACCCUUCUUUAUUCGAGGUGCCAACAGACUCGUCUUGGCCACGACAUAUAAAAGGAAAGAGUUUCAAAACUGGGAAGGUGGCUCAGAAAACCAAAAGUAUUAUUGUUCACACUGUUUGAAUUACCAGAAUCCCGAGGGUUUCUUUAUCGUGUGUGUUCUAAGGGACAUUAAUGAAGAAAAUACCCUUCUUCCAUGAGACCCCAAGUGGUAGAGUCCUCUGGGAAAAGUUGCUCCCAUCCUUCCUGUAGAGAGCUGGUCUUGAAUUUUUCCCUGUGUGGGUGUGCAGGUGCUGAAGUUCACCUCGGUGGUGUGUCUACUGUGCAGCCCCUUUCCUACCCAGCAAGGCAAGUGUCACAUUGGCAAUGGAGGACUUCGAGAAAGGAAACUAGAUAUUUAUUAUUUAUAUGUUUUAGUCAAUGACUAAUUAGUAGGUGCUGUUUUUGCAGCUUGUGAAUUAUGUUGUCUUACUAACUGAAACUGCCUUUAUUCACAAAAGGCUUCCCCUCCACCCCUUCCUAGUCUGCCUGCCUUUCUCGCUUGUUCUCACUGUUUCUAUCUCUCAGUGUCUACCCUCACCCUUCCAGGACUUAGAAAAAGCAGGGGUAUUAGACACCAUGGGGCAGUUUGAACUAGAGCCAUCCACUGUGAGGAAGUAGAUGCCUUUGGAGUCUGUGGAGCCUUGCUUUUCCUUACACAGGAUAUUGGUCUUAACUGUUACUCUAAAUCCAAGUUUUGGAAGUCCUGAGCCACUCCUGCUCCAACCCCCAGCCCGGGGACAGGGAUAUGACAGGCUCAUGACCUGGGGAGGGAGAAAUGUGCUGCCUGCAGAGCUCUGGGUCCAUUCGUUUGCUCCAAGUUGGACUUUCAGUUUAACUGUGAACCUCGAGGUCGCUAUGGCACAGAGACAGUUCCUUCCAAAGGUGAUGGAUCUUAGGAAAAGGGAGUGCGGCCAGAUCCAGCCAGGAGAGCUUAGGAGAUAGCUGUUGUCUGUGGCAGCCCUAAGGUUAUCCAGUGGCUUUCUCUGAAAGUCUGUAAGAUCUACACUGGUCUUAUAAACCCCAUGGGAAUCAUGAAUCUGAUGCUUCAUUCUUUCAACACCUCCAGCCACUGUUCUGACCAGGGUUUCCCUGGGUAUGUGGAACCCCUAGGGGUCUUCCCCUUAUCCUCCUUAUGAGCAUUAGGGUUUUGUGUCUUCUGCCCUGACAGGUCCCUGGGAACAUUAGGAGCUAUAGACUCUGAGAUAAAGUCCCUUCUGACUCAGUGGCAUUUGUGACCCUUUUCCAUCCUGGAGCUAGUUGGGAAUGGUAGAGCCAACUUACUUUGGGACCACCUUCCUCCUCAUGAACUUCCCUCCCUGCUCCCCACAAUUGUAUUUCUUUGUCUCCUCUGUUUUGGGCUCAGAGAAUAAUUUUGCAGAUGUUGCAUUUGAUAAAAAACAAAUCUCAUCAUAAUUUAAGAAAAGGAAAUGUCCCAUGGAAAAUAGAAUAAUUUCUUUUUUAUUUGUGUUUACCUGCCCAAGAACAAAUUAUUUCUUGGAGCUCAGUGGUCAAGCAUCCUUGAGUAGCUGCCUGAGGGUUUCAGAAGCAUAGAACCACCACCUCUGGAAACGUCGUUACAGUCUGCAGUAUGCAGAAGCAA